Molecule: messenger RNA, 5391 nt
Organism: Closterium sp. Naga37s-1
Lineage: Eukaryota; Viridiplantae; Streptophyta; Zygnematophyceae; Desmidiales; Closteriaceae
Source: the annotation of a GenBank genome assembly
AUGUGCUCUCAUCAGAUUCCCGUCUUUUCAGGGAGGCUCGGAGAACCUGGGCUCAGUGUCGGGAGCAGUGACUUGGGAGUUGCGGCGUCAGGGUGUGGGAAAAGGUACGCGGUAAAGGAGGGUCGAAGCGGUGGUGUGCUGCGUGACGGCGCGGCAGGUGCGGGUGCGUUGACAGGUGCGGGUGCGUUGACAGGGGGGGGUGCGUUGACAGGGGGGGGUGCGUUGACAGGGGGGGGUGCGUUGACAGGGGGGGGUGCGUUGACAGCGGGGGGGUUGCUGGGCGGAGUGAUGGCGCGGGCAAUGGCGCAGCAGCAGGGCAGAGACGCCGUGAGAGCAGGCAUGUUCUUUCGCGCUGAACGGGAGCGCCAGCUGCGCAGGGAGUUGGGGGGUGCGGGGGCUGGGAGGGGUGUGGGCGGAGUGGGGGGUGCGAGGGGCGCGAGGGGAGUGUUCUUUGGGGCCCCCAUGCUGCCCGUGGUGCUGGAAGACGUUAGACAGGCUUACACGGGGCGGCCAGAGGGGCAGCAGUCAGGGGGAAAUCAAGCAGGGGCGCAGCAGGCGGAAGGGCAGCAGUCAGGGGGAAAUCAAGCAGGGGCGCAGCAGGUGAGGGGACACCAGGCGGAGGGGCAGCAGUCAGGGGGACAGCAGGUGGAGAGGCAGCAGGCAGGGGGACAGCAGAGAGAGGGACAGUGGGCUGACUUCCCUGGUGGGAUGGCGAGGAGUGAGGUGGAGGGCGGUGCGGGUGGGUGGAAGAAACAGGCGCAUGGGCGGAAGUUAGGGCAGGACAAACGGCGAGGGCGGGAGGGAGGCGAGAUAGCAGAGAAAAGAGAGAAAGGAGGUGGGAGCAAGGAAGGAGCGGGCGGUAGAGGAGGAGGCGAGAGGAAGGGAGGAGGUGGGAGUAAUGGAGUAAUGGAAGGGAGCAGACAGAAGGGGCAGAAAGGGCAGAAGGGGCAGAAGGGGCGAAGGGGGGGUGGGGCAGAUGGGUUUGAAGAGCUCAUGUUGGCCGCAGCUGCUAUGCAGGUGGACGCGCGGGAUGCAGGGGGCGGGGAUGGGGGAAGCGGGGAUGGCGGAAGGGGGGAUGGCGGAAGGGGGGAUGGCGGAAGGGGGGAUGGCGGAAGGGGGGAUGGGGGAAGCGGGAGAGUGGGAUGGGGCGGGGAUGGCGGAAGCGGGGAUGGCGGAGGAAGUGGUGGGGGAGGGGAGGGGAGAGUGGGAGGGGGCAACAGGGAGAUGAAGAAGACUAGAAGCUUCCCGGAUAUGGGCGCCAAGGUGAGGGACUAUGGAGGGAUGUCAGUCCCGCUGAGCAGCCCCACCCUCGGCGCUCGUCGUCGCUGUGUGUGCAGCAGCAAGAAGCACCCGUGUUCUCCAACCCCUGGGCCCCUGCCACCGGCGAAACCAGCACCACCAACCCCAACAUCGGCGCUCGUCGCCGCUGUGUGUGCAGCAGCAAGAGACACCCGUGUUCUCCAACCCCUGGCUGCUGCCACCAGCAAAACCACAGCCCCACCCUCGGCGCUCGUCGCCGCUGUGUGUGCAGCAAGAGACACCCGUGUUCUCCAACCCCUGGGCCGCUGCCACCGGCGAAACCAGCAGCAGCAGCAGCAGCAGCAGCAGCAGCAGCAGCAGCAGCAGCAGCAGCAGCAGCAGCAGCAGCAGCAGCAGCAGCAGCAGCAGCAGCAGCAGCAACAGCAUGGCAAGAUGGCAAGGCGGUGGUUGCAGGAAGCCUUGGUGGGUGAUGAGGAGGACGGGGAUGGGGAGGGGAAUAGAAAUGGUGAGAGGGGUGGGCGGGGAGAGGGGGGUGAGCGGGGAGAGGGAGCUGGGAGGGGAGAAUUGACAGCGGCUGAGAUGGCAAGGCGGCGGUUACAGGAAGCCUUGGGGGGUGAUGAGGAGGAUGAGGACGACUGGUUGGCGGACGACCUGGGUCUGGGCGCGGCUGUGGUGGCUGCCCGGCGCAUUUCCACCAACAGCUGGUCUUCUAGUGCCACGGAUGGGGACGACUGGCUGGCGGACGACAUGGGGCUGGGCGCGGCUGUGGUGGCUGCCCGGCGCAUUUCCACCAACAGCUGGUCUUCUAGUGCCACGGAUGGGGACGACUGGCUGGCGGACGACAUGGGGCUGGGUGCGGCUGUGGUGGCUGCCCGGCGCAUUUCCACCAACAGCUGGUCCUCUGCCGCUACGCCCUCCCGCACAAGCACUCAGCUCAACGGCUUCCUCUGCCAGGAGAUGGCGGAUCUGGCUCAGCGGCUUUGCAGGGACGACCUAGCAACUGGGGGAGGGGCGGACGCGUCAGCAGUAGCAGGAGGAGGAGGAGGGUCAGGGAGCAACAGUAGCAGCAGCAGCAGAAGCAUCUUUGAUCGGUCGACAGGGUCAGCAGCGGAAUGUGCAGCCGUGAUGGUGUUAGAGGGGGAGCAGCAGCAGCCGCAGCAGCAGCAACAGCCGCAGCAUCAGGAGCAGCAGCAGCAGCAGGUGCAGCAGCAGCAGGUGCAGAGGGGGGCCAGUGCGGACUCGUGCAUGGCAGAGCAAGGCCCCCGCCGCUCUUCCUUUUCAGACUUCACGAGCGAGAGAGAAGGGGCGCGGUGGGAGGAGGGCCUCUCAGGGCGCGUGGAGGGUGAAGGGGAGAUGCAGAGAAGAAACAGCGACAGCUCUCAGCGGCCUGUGUGGUGGGGGAGACGCCUGGGGAGGGAGGAGCAGGGGCAGGGGCAGGGGCAGGAGCAGGGGCUGGGGCAGGGGCAGGGGGGGAAUGCUUUUUGGGAGACAAUGAAAGGUGCUCUGCGUGUGCAGCAGCAGCAUGGGCGCAGCAUGCCUGGCUUGGACUCUCGUCCAGCAACAACGCCUUUUGAGGCGCCUCAAAAGUCGCUGCAUGUGCAGCAGCAUGGACGCAGCAUGUCUGGCUUGGACUCUCGUCCAGCAACAACGUUUGGAACAACGCCCCCUGUAGCAGCACAGCCUUCUUUAGCAGCAACAGAAACACCUUCAUUAGCCCCCGUAGCCCCCUCGCCUCCCCGCUGCCUGCUCUUCUCCCCUGCUGACCUAGCCACCAUCACCGACGGAUUCGCCCAGGAGAACUUUCUUGGAAGCGGGGCGUACGGCCCCGUGUAUCGCGGCCGGCUGGAUCCGACCAAUCACAGCACGCCAGCUGGCAGCGAGGAGUCGUUCGAAGGUGCACAGCAUGGUAACCAGAGUGGUAACCAGAGUGGUAACCAGCUCAGUAACCAGGGUGGUAACCAGAGUGGUAACAGCAGCACGGAGGGCACUCAAGUGGCAGUGAAGGUGCACCGAUCAGGCAGCAAGCAGGAGGCGAUACAGGCGUUUGUGAGGGAGGUGGAUAUUCUCCUGCGCGUGCAGCACACGCACAUCGUGCGCCUCGUGGGGCGCUGUGACCAUGAUUUGUCGCUCGUGUAUGAGUUCAUGGCUGGAGGGAGUUUGCAGGACCAGCUGUUGCGGGCUAAGAAUGGGGUAUCUGAUACAGUUGCAGCAGCCGGAGCGGCAGGAGCAGCAGCAGCAGCAGCAGCAGCAGCAGCAGCAGCAGCAGCAGCAGCAGCAGAGGGAGCAGCAGCACUUGUAGCAGAACCAGGGGCUGGGGCAGCAUCAGCAGCAGCACCCGCUCCCGCACCGGCCUCCAACUUCCCGCUCCCCCUCCACCUCUUGUGGCGGGACCGAAUGCGCAUCGCAGCAGAAAUCGCCUCGGCCUUACUCUGCCUGCACCAGUCCCACCCGCCCAUCCUCCACCGCGACCUCAAACCCGACAACAUUCUCCUCGACCAAUCACGCACCAGCAAGGUCGCUGACGUGGGCCUCUCGUGCGUCGUCCCGUCGUCCAACGUGGUCUUUACGAGAAAAGUCCGCGGCACGAUCGGGUUUAUCGAUCCCGAGGCGGUGGAAUCCGGGGAGUUGACGACAAAGUCGGAUGUGUAUGCGUACGGGGUGGUGCUGAUGCUGCUGCUGACCCGCUUCCCUGCUGCUAGAGACCUGCACAGGUAUCUGAGCUCGCUGCCGUUUGAGGUUAUGCGGAACCCUGCGCGUGCUGCGACUGCAGUUAUCGCGGGGAUGGGAAGCAGUGGCAGUGCCAGCACCAGCAGCACCAGCAGCACCAGCACCAGCACCAGCACCAGCACCAGCACCUCCACCACCACCAGCAGCAGCAGUGGUAGCAGCAAGAGCGACAGCAGCAGCAGCAGCAUGGGGCAGUUGGAUCCGUCGGCAGGGGAGUGGGAUGUGGGGCUGGCUCACCGGCUGCUGGUGGUGGCGCUCAGGUGCCUGGAGAGGACGUCAGAGCGACGGCCGUUCAUGGAAGAGGUGAUGGAGGCAGUGGGGGCAGUGGCCAGGGAUGCUGCAUCCAGAAUAGACACAUCUCACAAGGUGUCCACAUGCGGGAUGAGGCUUUUCCUCGCGUGCAUUCUCCUCCUCGCAGCGACUUCCGCCUUGGCGCAGCGUGGUCCGCCUGGCGGAAGCCGUCCCGGCGGCCAGGGGCCCGGGGGGCCGCGCGGAGGCCCCGGUGGGUCCAGCGGGGCCGGCGGCGCAUCUGGCGGUCCUGGCGGGCCUCCGGGGCCUCCUGGCGGGGAGCCGCGCGGUCCUCCGCUGAACUUGACGGUCGUCGGGAAUCCGACGGCCGACGUUGGCGCGCGGUUGGCCAACUGCUCCGCAGAUCAGGAAAUCCUUGACGGCCGCUUUCACCUCGCCAUUUUCAAAUGCAAACCUUUUUACCCGCUUGAAGCAGAUACGAUCGUUGUCUCCCCCCCUACCGUCCCCCCUUUCCCGUCAUUUCGCUCAUCUCUUUCCUCCUCCCGCACUUUUCUCUUCCUCGCUCGCAGAAACUCCACCGGCAACUACAACCUCGUCGUAGACGCUCUCCUAGUCGGCGCCGCCGGCGGCCCGCCCGACUCGCUCGCGAUCGUGCAGGGCGCAGUCUGCGACUCCUCCGCUUCCGCCGCCCUGGCGCUGCCGGUCUCCGCGUCCGACUGGCAGCAGCGCGCGGGAUGGUGGCUUCUGCACGCGGAAGCGCGCCUCGACGCGUUCCUCGAAAACGCGGACGCCGCCACCGUCGAGGCGCUCCUCGCCGUCGUCCCGAACGCGACGCUCCCGCAAGGCGGUGGGCGCGGCGGCGGCGGAAGCGGCGCGGGGGGCGCGGGGAAAGGGCAGGGCAGCAGGCGCAUGGGGCUGGGGGUGGGGAGGCUGCUCCUCCGCGCGCUGACCUCCGCCAAGCAGGGGGGACGGCAACAGGGAGGCCAGCCGCAGGGAGGGCAGCAGCAGCCGCCGCCUCCAGGUGCUGGGGCGAGCGGCGGAAUGAACAGCACAGUGACUGGAUACGCGGUGCUGGUUGGAAGCAGCGCGUCGGGGGUGACCUGGGGUGGGCAGCUGAUGGGGGUGAAAAUGCCCGCCGCUCCUUCCACUGCUUGA